AUGAAUGCGUUUAAAAACCACCGUGUCAUCGUCGCGUCCUUGUUUCUGCCCGACACGGUUGUUAUUGCCACGGAUUCGCCCAUUCCAACACCAGACACUACUCGGACCCCGCCAUUCACCGUGCCAGAUGUCCUUAAACGGGUCGAAAUCGUGGCUAAGGCAGAGCCCCGUCGACUCGGAAGCAAUCCACCAGCUCGGAGUAUUGUGGACGACCUCGUUAAUGUGAAGACGCGAAACCCCACACCAGUUGCCUCCCCUCGCCAAGAGAAUAUAAAUCCGUUCAAUGCGCGCAAAUACCAGACCACCCAUAGCGAAAGCCGUCUCCGUCUCAGUCGCAAACCCACCUCCCGCUCCUCCUCCCGUCGACCAGAGUCAGAACGGGGUGUACGAGAUGAAUGGCAUGUCGAGCAUAACGCCCACUGUAACGGCGGCCUCCAUAACGCGGUCGUUAGCAUGGGUGACAAGCUCAAGAAAAAGCUCUGGGUUGGCGCUCUCGGCACUCAUACCGAUUCUUUCUCCGAGCCCCUUCGUCAAGCAGUCGACCGCCGAUUGCUUGUCGAAUACGGGUCAGUGCCAGUCUGGAUACCUGACGCUGAAUUUGAGAGCGCAUACGACGAGUUUUGCCACCAAGUUCUCUGGCCCAGCCUCCAUUACGCCAUUCCAGACGCGCCCAAGACAAAAAUGUUCUACGAGUCCGCGUCGUUCAAGCAAUACGUCGCUGUCAAUCAACGUUUCGCCGACGUCAUUGCAGCCAACUACCAAGACGGUGACAUCAGUGCGUUUUUCUUCUCCUCCUCUUUUCCUAGUCUCAUGGCCAAUUAUCAGUAUGGGUCAACGACUAUCACCUUAUGCUCCUUCCCGCAAUGCUCCGCGCAUCACCAAAAAUUCCCUCUCAUGCUCCCGUCGGCUUUUUUCAUGCAUGUCGCCUUCCCAUCCUCAGAGAUAUUCCGUUGUCUUUCGGUUCGGCGCCAGCUCCUUAGUGGGUUACUCGCUGCGGAUCUAGUUGGCUUCCAAACCGCCAACUAUGCUCGCCAUUUCCGGCAAACCGUCAGCCGGAUCAUGUCCUAUGAGGCGUUGCCACGGGGAAUUCAGCUGGUCGAAGGCCAAGGAGAAAAUCGCCGGUCGCGUUUCGUCGAUGUUGGUGUCUUCCCGAUGGGAAUUGAUGUGCAGCAGUUGCAGGAAAAGAGACGCGACCCAGAUGUUGCCGAAUGGGUUCAAGUCCUCAAACAGCGCUAUGCUGGAAUGAAAAUCGUUGUUGGCCGAGACAAGCUUGACGAAAUUCAAGGCGUGCGCCACAAACUGUUGGCUUUCCAAGCUUUCCUCGAAAAGUACCCCGAAUUCCAGAACAAGAUCGUUCUCAUCCAAGUCGCGCUCCAAACGACUUUGACCGACUUGGCGGGGAACAUUGCCGAUAUUGUCACUCAUAUCAACUCACGGUUCUCAACGCUUACUUGGCAGCCUGUCGUCUUUCUUCCGACCCAGGAUCUGACUUUCAGUCAGUAUCUUGCGCUGCUCACUGUUGCGGAUGCAUUCCUCGUGACUAGUUUGCGGGAGGGCAUGGCUCUUCGAACCCACGAGUUUGUAGAGUGCCAAGAAGGCCGCCAUCGACCACUGAUCCUGAGUGAGUUCACUGGCUCUUACAGCUACAGUGGAUUCCGCUCCUGCAUCGCCAUCAACCCUUGGGAUACUCGCGGGACUGCUGAAGCUAUUCACCAAGCCCUUACCAUGAGUGACGAUGAGGCGCUCUCGCGAUGGGAGGACCUACACAGUCAUGUGACGACGCAGACUGGACAGGCGUUUGUGACAACCUUCCUGUCUCGAUGCCUCCGGGCCCAUACGGAGCAGCAUCUACAGACCCAACAAGCGGCGCCAACGCUCGAUAUGAGUAGUGUUCUACCCCGUUACAAGCACUCUGCGAAACGUUUACUGCUUCUCGAUUUCGAAGGCACCCUCUGGACUCGGCCCAAGCCAGGUGUCCCGCCCGAAACACCGGAUGCAGGGCUCGAGCGCGCCAUUGACCUCCUCCGAAAAUUUGCAGCGGAUCGACGGAACAAUGUGUGGUUAUUGAGCGGGCUUCCUAUUACAGGGGUCCUAAGCCGGAUCGCAAAGGAGGUUCCUCUUAUCGGCAUUGUAGCUGAGAAUGGCUGCUUCAUCCGCCCCAGGACGCCAAUGUCCCGUUCUUCGUCCGGCUAUGGUGUCAAUGGCCACGGCAUGCGUCGUUCGGGGUCAGAUUUGAUACCUGUAAACACGGCAGCGUCUGUGCCUGGAGGGUGGAUCAGCAUGGUUGCGAACUUCAAUCUUACUUGGAAGAGUGCUUGCGCUGAGAUAUUGAACUACUUCACGGAGCGAACACCCGGGUCUUUCGUGGAGGAACGCGAUGCUUCUAUCGUCUGGCGCUUCUGGACCGGGGAAACUAUGAAGGACUGUGGUGACCGCCAUUGGGCUUUGCGUCAAGCAGCGGAGGCGCAAAACCACAUCUUCGACAGUCUGGGUGAACGAUACGGACUGCGUAUCAUUCCUGGCGAUAAUAGCUUCUUGGUGCUCCCCAACAAUGUCUCCCGAUCAACUGCUGUCGGCGCCAUCUUACAUCCUGGCGGACCUGCUGCCACAGCCUUGCAACGCGGAGGGUGGAUGUCCCCCAGCGCCGAUGAUGACGGUAUCGCCAACGGUGACCUCGAUCUCGUGCUCGCCGUCACAGGCGAUGAAAAGCUUAUUCGUCGCUUGAACGAGUUUGAGACGGCAGAGACGGUUGCCACGGGCGGCAAAGCCACUGACGCGCGGUGGAAGCUCGAAAAUGGAAAAUUGGUGGAGGCACUGACCGUGUUUGCGAGCGUUGCGACUUGA
Mycena indigotica is the source of this 2844-nucleotide messenger RNA. Its product is annotated as Alpha,alpha-trehalose-phosphate synthase. Gene Ontology annotation, cellular component: alpha,alpha-trehalose-phosphate synthase complex (UDP-forming); cytosol. Gene Ontology annotation, molecular function: catalytic activity. The record is from RefSeq and is a predicted model, not a curated record. Gene Ontology annotation, biological process: trehalose biosynthetic process. The coding region runs from base 1 to 2844 and encodes 947 amino acids. NCBI's taxonomy places the organism in Eukaryota, Fungi, Basidiomycota, Agaricomycetes, Agaricales, Mycenaceae. The transcript is spliced from 4 exons.